This is a messenger RNA of Cladophialophora yegresii CBS 114405, 2061 nucleotides long. RefSeq lists its product as uncharacterized. Gene Ontology annotation, biological process: carbohydrate metabolic process. The transcript has a single exon. The record is from RefSeq and is a predicted model, not a curated record. NCBI's taxonomy places the organism in Eukaryota, Fungi, Ascomycota, Eurotiomycetes, Chaetothyriales, Herpotrichiellaceae. Bases 1 to 2061 code for a protein of 686 amino acids.
AUGGUGCCGAUAUUGAUUGCCUUGCUUGCGGCCACGGUGAAAGUUGUUGAGAGUCAAUGUUGGCGCGACUAUCCCUGCAGUGGUCCCAACAAUGCCGCAUUCCCAGGUCCGUGGGAUCAAAACAAUUACGCCCCGGAAUCUCGGUUUGUGUCGCCGAGGUGGUCCCUCCUAUGGCCGAACCUGACCUCAGUGCCGUAUGCGAAGGCGCAAACAAUCAGCGGCAAUGGGUCAUUGGUGACCUAUGACUUUGGUAAAGAAGUCGGUGGCAUCGUCCGCUUCUCAUACACGAGCAGCGGCGCAGGGACGCUUGGUAUUGCCUUUACUGAGUCCAGGAAGUUUGUCGGCUACGUAUCAGACUCGUCCAACGGUCUGUUCACUGGGUCCGAUCUAUGGCUCAAUGUCACUUUGACGGGCCAGCCAGGCCAGUAUGUCAUGCCAGACGAGGUCUUGCGAGGUGGCUUCCGCUACAUGACGCUAUGGUUCUCGACCAACUCAAGUGCCACGGCUGUCUCAGCCCAGAAUAUUACCGUCGAGCUGGACUUCCAGCCUACCUGGUCCAAUUUGCGAGCAUAUCAAGGAUACUUUCACUGCAGCGACGAACUCCUCAACCGCAUUUGGUAUGCCGGCGCAUAUACCUUGCAGAGCAAUGCCGUCCCUACCUACACUGGCCGACAAGUGCCCAUGCUUGCUUGGAACUGGGCGAACAAUGCCACGCUAGGCCCCGGCUACUCAAUUAUUGUGGACGGCGCGAAACGCGAUCGAGCAGUCUGGCCAGGUGAUAUAGGAAUUGCCGUGCCUUCGGCGUUCGUCUCCACGGGGGAUCUUGAGUCGGUCCGGAACGCCCUCCAGGUGAUGUACGACUAUCAGAACACGACGACCGGCGCAUUCGACGAAUCUGGCCCGCCUCUCAGCCAGAAGAACAGCGAUACAUACCACAUGUGGACCAUGAUCGGGUCAUACAACUACGUUCUGUACACGAACGACACGGCGUGGCUUACCCCCAUAUGGAGCAAAUACAAACACGCAAUGGAGUACGUGGUCGGCAAGAUCGACCAGUCGGGCCUCAUGAACGUCACGGGCACGAGAGACUGGGCGCGCUGGCAACAGGGCUUCCACAACACCGAGGCGAACACGAUCCUCUUCCAGACGCUCAUGACCGGCAGCAAGCUCGCCACCUGGAUCGGCGACCAGGCGACGGCAACGAACUGGAGCGCAACGGCGACUGCAUUGGCAAAUGCGAUCAACGAGCACACGUACGACGCCUCCGCCAACGCCUACCGCGACAACGACACAACCACGGCCCUGCACCCGCAAGACGCCAACAGCAUGGCGCUGCUCUUCUCGGUGGCCCCACCAGCCCACGUGCCCGGUAUUGCCAGCACGCUGGUCGAAAACUGGACGCCCAUCGGCCCCGUGACGCCGGAGCUCCCGUACAACAUAUCGCCGUUCAUUUCGUCGUUCGAGCUGCUCGGCCGCCUGGCCGUGCGCGACACGGCGCGUGCGCUCGAACUCCUCCGCACCCUAUGGGGCUGGAUCGUCAACAACGCGGACUCCACCGAGUCGACGCUCCUCGAGGGGUAUCUCGCCAACGGCAGCUUCGCGUACCGCUCCGACAGAGGCUACGCGUACGACGAAAGCUACGUGAGCCACGCCCACGGAUGGAGUUCCGGGCCGACGAGCGCGUUGACGCACUCGGUCUUGGGACUCGAUGUGCGAAGCCCGGCUGGGCGGGAGUGGACGCUCGCCCCGCAGACGGGGAAUCUGGCGUUUGCGGAGGGAGGCUUCACCACCGUGCUGGGCAAGUUUAGUGCAAAGUGGCGGGUACAGCGGGAUGGUGUGCUCUUGACGUGGGAUACGCCGGUCAACACGUCGGGUAGGAUUGUGUUGCCUGUGGAUGGGCAGGGUUCUGCUGGCACGGAUAGCCCAGAGGUUACUGUGCAGCUGAAUGGAGAGGACAAGACCGUGCGAGUGCAGUCGAGUGCCGUGAGUGCUUUUGGUGAACAUCUCGGUGAGAUUGAUGUUCCUGGUGGGAAGGGGAUGGUUUCGUAUCCCUUCGGGUAG